Scophthalmus maximus (turbot) is the source of this 2844-nucleotide messenger RNA. RefSeq names its product shugoshin 1 (gene sgo1). Gene Ontology annotation, cellular component: chromosome, centromeric region; nucleus. NCBI's taxonomy places the organism in Eukaryota, Metazoa, Chordata, Actinopteri, Pleuronectiformes, Scophthalmidae. The record is from RefSeq and is a predicted model, not a curated record. Gene Ontology annotation, biological process: meiotic chromosome segregation. Bases 349 to 2304 code for a protein of 651 amino acids. The transcript is spliced from 9 exons.
AUUCCCACCAAUCAGCGCUCGCGGCUCAAUAUUCGAACGUCGUCAACUCGCCGAGACUCGGAUAAACGGAGAUAUAAUGGGAAUUAUUUGCUGCAAAGUUUAAAUAAUUGACCUAUUUUCUUGAAUUUUAACACAAACCAACUUGCUGGUAAAUUGCUUACUUAAUUACGUCCUACUGCCGAAGACAGUCCGUCGCAGUGACUAACGUAUAAAACGGAAGUACUGCGCUGAGCUAGCUAACAGGUUAGCCGAGUCGUUUGUUUAGCAACAUUUUACAAUCAUCAUGUUGCGCUGUUGAUCGACAGGACCACCUUAAAAGAACUUUGAACCGAUCAAAAAUCCGGAGCAAUGGUUAAAGAACGGGCCCAGCGGAAGUCCUUCCAGCAGAGUCUGGAGGACAUCAAGGAGAAGAUGAAGGAGAAGAGGAACAUACGGCUGGACAGAGCCUCAGCUCCCAGCAGAGGACGGUCCAGAAUGAUACACAAGAGCAGUGGGACUAACUCCACACACACCAUCCUGAAGGGUGUCCAGCUGAACAACAAGGCGUUGGCGGUAGCGCUGCAGUCAGAGAAGGAAAAAAUGAGGCAAGCCAACGCUGUGAUCCUGCAGCUGAAAAGGGAGCAACAGGCCCUGUUUCUUCACCUGCUCCUGCUCAAGAGGAAGCUCAAGGAGCAGGAGGCUCUGACAGCGAUGACUUCAGAGUCUAAACCUACAAACGUCCCUGUUGAACCUCAGCACGCUGUGACUUCAGCAAGGAGAAAGCGGACCAACCAGAACCUCGAUGAGCGCAUUGUGUGCAAAGCUUCACCGAUUAGUGCAGAGCCUCAGACCUCUGUACCACCUGAAUGUGACAGGCAGGUCACCCUGCCAUCCACAGUGGGUGUACGGCGUCGCCACGCAGAUAGACGAAGCAGGAGGAGAUCUGAGCGUGUGCGAGAACAGAGGUCGUUGAGUGAGGGGGGCCCCAUAGCAGGUUUAGAGACUUUAAUAGCAAGUCCGAUUCACGGUGAUGAUAAAAAUCCAAAUCCACUGCAGCCAGAAUCAGAAUUGGCGGACCUUGUUGACGCUGAAGAGUUUCAGCACUCUACUCCUGAACGUGCCUCACCUAAAAAAAGGAACCAGCAGCAGGCCAAUAGGAAACAAGCCCAGCAGCAGACGCGCACCAAACCAGAGCCGGCUGCACGGAAAGCUGAGAGAGGCCGCAGACCAGAGCGUGCCCAAUUAAAGAAACCGUGGGAGAACCCCAAACCCAGAGCCCGCUCCAAGAGUCGGGACCGUUCAGCCACACGUUCCAAAGCGGCACCUCCGCCACAGGGGAACAAGCUCAACACGUCACUGGGAUUUAAUGACACGUUUGACUUUGACUGUGAAGAAACGGUUCACAUCACACCCUUCAGGACAAAGGCAGAGGACAAUCAGCCGGCCACACCAGUCAGCGAAGAGGCUCCACAAAGAGGACAGGCCCAAACUGGAGCAUCAUCUGUUGCUUCCGGACACAAUGAGUUGAGCUCGUCAUCACCAUCUUCUGAGUCAGAGGACAGCCUUUAUGUUCCUCAAAAAAACAGGAAGAGACAGACGUCACCAGACAAUAACAGGGCGAUCACCACUCGUAGAGGCCGGCCCUCUAAAGUCGCCAGACAGAAAGAAAACAUCCCUCCGGAACCGGAGAUCUCCGUCUUUAGAGAUGAAGAGUCAAGUCCGGAGCAUGCAGAGAAAGAAGCGAAUCUCAAGCUUAACUGCGCUGACUCGAGCUUCUCUAACAGCCCUGACCCUGUGGGUGUAGGACUGGAAAAUCACCCAGAGCCUCUCGGGGAAGUGAUGGAGGAGGAUUGUUUGCUCCCCGUCAGCCCUCUGGUUGAGGCAGAGAUGAUGAGAAUAGGCAACGUCCUGUCCAACUUUGGAGAUUCCUCCUGCGACGCUCCACCUCUUGUACCCCACCAAACGCCUCAGAGGAUCAGGACGUGCAAGAAACGUGGGCUUGGUAAAAGGACAGCAGGGCGGGGCUUGAGUCUGUGUGAUGUGACCAAUCUGUCCCCUGCAGCCUAUCGCAAGUUCUCCUCUGAUGCCCGAUGCUCCACUCCUGUUCCUGCCCGCAAGCGGCGCUGCACCAUGGUGGUGGACUACAAGGAGCCCUCACUAAACGCGAAACUUCGGCGUGGAGACAAGUUCACCGAUUUGCAGUUCCUCCAGUCUCCCAUAUUCAAACAGAAGUCCGACAGGAGGUCUGUGCAGAAACCGAGGAAUUCCCUCAGUGGAAAGCAGCCGUUUGAGAAAUACAAUGAGUCGUUUGUUGGUUGUCGCUGAGAGCAGCUACCUUGUUCUGAGUGUUGGCAGGCAUUGUCCAUUUUAAAGUGCUUUUAUAUAGUUUUGACAAAUGAUUUUCAUAACAAAAAUGAUGUGAAAUUAGUUAGUAAUUCACUUGCAAUGGUGAAUUUCUUUGUGUAUUGAUUUGUGUGAUAUAUAAUUCAACUGAUUUUUCAUGUUAAUUUUCCAUGUGUUUUGUUUCCUCCUGUUUUUCAUCUUUUUCACAAAGUAAAAGUAGUAGUAGUAGUACUUAUUAUAUUAUUAUGAGAUCCCGAAUAGGAUUACAUAUUAUUGUCAUAAUAAAUUCCAAUUUCCAUCAUCACCUUAAAAUGUCUUUGUUUCCUUCUGUAUAAGACAAUGACUAUUUUUUUCAUUUGCACACAAGUUUAAUAUACCUGAAAACUAAGUUCAAUCUAAAGUUGAUUGUUUUGGAUUGAACUCAUUUUUUGUCCGGCCAUUCGUGGCACUCUUAAAUUGUUUUUUAAAAAUCUUUUGCAUUUGAACCUUGGCCAAUGCAAAUAAAUAAAUUACAAUAAUGUA